Symbiodinium sp. CCMP2456 is the source of this 333-nucleotide messenger RNA. The record is from the annotation of a GenBank genome assembly. Lineage: Eukaryota; Dinophyceae; Suessiales; Symbiodiniaceae.
AUGAAAGCUGAACAGAGUGCAAAGGUGAACAGCAAAGAACCUGUUCCAAAUGCCGACGACGCUUGUACAGAGGAAGUAGUUCCAUCAACUUCACGCUCAAGGCAAGCAGAAGAGGACCAGGAGCUGUCAAGGUUUCAUGCCAAAGCGAAAGCCCGAAGGAAAAGCAGACAGAAACGAAUUCAGUAUCAGUUCAUGUUCAAAGCAGGGGCCUUUGUGAUCAUGCUGACUGUCGUGAUGAUUACGAAGAAGAUCCAAGAAUGGUACAAGGGAGGAACGAACUCUUCGGAAGAUAAGGCUCCAUCACCAACGACUGCCGCCAACAGUGAGCUUUGA